GCCAGAGAAGAGGCAUACCCGCUGGGGCGUAGGUCUGGGACCCCUGUCCGCCCUGGCGCGACCUCAGGACUCCCCGUGUCCCCUCCGUGACCCCCGCGGCCCGGGCCGCUCUUUGCAUCGUCUUGCCCACAGAUGGCCUCGGCCAGGUCCGAGGGCCUGGAUGCGACGUUGGGGCAGCCCCUACUCUUACGCCCCACUGCGGCGGCCACCGGUGCAGGGCAUGCCCGGGGGCCGUGGAGGUGGGGGAAAGAGGCGCAAGUCGCGUUUUAACUCCGCCCCUGUCCCCCAAGGCCGCGCCUCGCAGCCUGGGCUGCAAACUUUAGCGUCCCUUAAGUUACAGAUGUGCGUGGGGCUCCGUGAGGAGGUGGGCGAAGAGAAAGGCUCUGAGUAAAUAGGCGAGGCCCGGGAUGAGCAGGGGCUGGAAUCCGAAAGUGGGAGGCGGCGGCCCCCGACCUACCAUAGUCCACCCGCUGCCUGCUAGCACCGAAGUUUAGCCUAGGACUGGGGCCGUUUAAGGGCCCGGCCCUCCGCCGCCUCGCACGUGAGCGUCACCAGGAAGCCGGCUGGGCGCAACCUUCCCUGACGCUCGCCGGCACCGGCCGCACGCGUCCAUGCCGGGCCUCUGAGCGGAGGGGAAACCGAGGCUAGAGGGAGGGCGCAGUCUGCCCAAGGUCGGCGGCAGCGGCAGUUUCUGAGCGCCAAGUGUGGUUGGAGCCCUCCAGGAAGAGGGGCGUGACCAGAGCUCCAGUGAAGAGCCCUGACCUUCUGCCUUGAGGUGCAGUGUAGGGGGUCCAGAGCCAUGUCGGACCUGCUACUACUGGGCCUGAUUGGGGGCCUGACUCUCUUACUACUGCUGACGCUGCUGGCCUUUGCCGGGUACUCAGGGCUGCUGGCUGGGGUGGCAGUGAGUGCUGGGUCACCCCCCAUCCGCAACGUCACUGUGGCCUACAAGUUCCACAUGGGGCCCUAUGGUGAGACUGGGCGGCUUUUCACCGAGAGCUGCAGCAUCUCUCCCAAGCUCCGCUCCAUCGCUGUCUACUAUGACAACCCCCACAUGGUGCCCCCUGAUAAGUGCCGAUGUGCCGUGGGCAGCAUCCUGAGUGAAGGUGAGGAAUCGCCCUCCCCUGAACUCAUUGACCUCUACCAGAAAUUUGGCUUCAAGGUGUUCUCCUUCCCGGCACCCAGCCACGUGGUGACAGCCACCUUCCCCUACACCACCAUCCUGUCCAUCUGGCUGGCUACCCGCCGUGUCCAUCCUGCCUUGGACACCUACAUCAAGGCACGGAAGCUGUGUGCCUAUCCUCGGCUGGAGAUCUACCAGGAAGACCAGAUCCAUUUCAUGUGCCCACUGGCACGGCAGGGAGACUUCUAUGUGCCUGAGGUGAAGGAGACAGAGCGGAAAUGGCGGGGGCUUGUGGAGGCCAGUGACACCCAGGUGGAUGGCACAGGAGCUGACACAAUGAGUGACACGAGUUCUGUAAGCUUGGAGGUGAGCCCUGGCAGCCGGGAGACUUCAGUUGCUACACUGUCACCUGGGGCGAGCAGCCGUGGCUGGGAUGAUGGUGACACCCGCAGCGAGCACAGCUACAGCGAGUCAGGUGCCAGCGGCUCCUCUUUUGAGGAGCUGGACCUGGAGGGUGAGGGGCCCUUAGGGGAGUCACGGCUGGACCCUGAGACUGAGCCCCUGGGGACUACCAAGUGGCCCUGGGAGCCCAGUGCUCCUGAGAAGGGCAAGGAGUAACCCGUGACCUGCACCCUCCUGCAGUGCAGUUGCUGAGGAACUGAGCAGACUCUCCAGCAGACUCUCCAGCCUUCUUCUUCCUUUAGGGGAGGAGGGGUUCCUGAGGGACCUGACUUCCCCUGCUCCAGGCCUCUUGCUACGCCUUCUCCUCACUGCCCUUUAGGCUCCCAGGGCCAAAGGAGCCAGGGACUAUUUUCUGCAUCAGCCCUCAGGGCUGCCGCCCCUGUUGUGUCUUUUUUUCAGACUCACGUCGGAGCUUCCAGGACCCAUAAUAAAGCCAAUGAUUUACUUGUUUCACCUGGA
Molecule: messenger RNA, 2044 nt
Organism: Chlorocebus sabaeus (green monkey)
Lineage: Eukaryota; Metazoa; Chordata; Mammalia; Primates; Cercopithecidae
Source: RefSeq, a predicted model, not a curated record